GCGCCGCGCGUGUUGAUGUGCAGCGCAUCCGUGGGCACCGAAGGAUCCGUCACUCUGCAACUGCGUGAUGCGAACGCAUUGGAGGCAGCAGCCACAAAGACAGCAACAGCAGCAGCAGCAGCAGCAGCAGCGGCAGCCACAUCGACGACGUCACCAAAUGGCGCUGCAAGUGCGUCAGCGUCGACGCUAGAGAAUGCGCUGACCAUCGGCUAUCCGGAUCCGGAAAUGUUGGCAGAUGUCUUGGGCACCAUUCAGACAGCCUCACUCAAGAACAACAACGCAAUCACAGCAGCAACUUCAAGCAAUAGCUCGACCAAGUCGACGAGCAGCAAUCAUCUGACAAAUCCCAACAAGAUAACCAUAACCAGGCGGAGUGUGCAGUCGGUCAGCACCUCGACGAAUAGCGGUAGCAUUAGUAGCUGCAGCAGCAGCAGCAGCAGCAGCAGCAGUAGCAGCAACAGUGGCAGUGGCAAAACCAACACCAGCUACAUAAAGAACUGCUUGAUCCGCAGCAGCAGCUGCAGCAACACGGUCACCAAUGUCACCACAUUGGCGCAGAUUAUGAGCAACAGCAGCACCAGCAGCGCGGCCAGUUUACUCAAUCAGCACAACAACAACAGCAACUGCAGCAACAGCAGCAACUUCAGUACCGCCUCCUCGGUGGGCAGCAGCAUCAGCGUUGGCAGCAACAGCAGCAGCAGCAACUGCAGCAACGGCAGCAACAGCAACAGCAACGACAGCAACAGCAGCAGCGGCGGCGGCCACAGAUUGAGUUUCAAGGGCACCGGACGGCAUGUACCCACGAGCGGAUUAGGUUCAUCGGCGGCAGCAACGAACACGAGCGGUGCCGCCAGCGGCAUUGGCGGCAUCAUAAGCGUCGAGGCGCCCCGCAAAAAUCGACCCAAAUUAUCCUCACCAACGCGUCACGGACCGCAGCAGUGUCAGAUUUGUUGCAAGAUCUUUGGAAAUGCCUCGGCGCUGGCCAAGCACAAACUGACGCACAGCGACGAGCGGAAAUACAUCUGUGCGCUCUGCUCGAAGGCAUUCAAGCGGCAAGAUCACUUAAACGGACACAUGAUGACUCAUCGGAACAAGAAGCCUUACGAGUGUAAGGCGGAUGGUUGCGGCAAAUCCUACUGCGAUGCCCGAUCAUUGAGGCGCCACUCGGAGAACCACCAUGCCGGCGGAGCAGCCACGCCCACCACCAGCCAAUCGCUAUCGCCCACCGCCAGUUCGAGCGGUACCAGCAAUAGUAGUGGUGCCGGCGUGGCCACCAGCUCCCUGAGUCUCUCCCCGGCCACGGCCAGCGGAGAUGCCAGCUCCCCGGACGGUGCCACCUGCAUUCGAACCUACAUUUCCACGGGCAGCUCGGUGGUGGACGCCGCCACCGGGAUCGCCCUGUCGGAGGAACAGAUCAAGGCGAUGAAUCUGCCGAUCAAAACGGGCGUGACCUUGCUGUCGCCCACCACCUCGACCUCAUCGAAUGCCUCGUCCUCGGCCUCGUCGGCCAGCUCAUCGCUUUCCUCGACGGGAUCGGGAUCGGGAUCUAUGUCGGGUUCGGGCUCGGGCUCGGGUUCGGGAUCGGUUUCCAUGGCCCCGUCACCGUCAAGUGGCUCGAUGAUAGCCGCCAGCUCGCCCACCAUCACGCUCAGCGAUGGGAUGAGUCUCGAGGGCGAGGGUCUCACGCGGGAACAGUUGGAUCUCAUCAGCAAGAUCAUGCAGCAAACGAAGCAGACGAGUGCCCAGGUCACCGUCUCCUCGCCCACCAGUGUCAGUUCCUACAAGAUCAACACCAACUCGUCGCCAUCGCAGAACAGACCGCGCACCUGGAACAUGCAAUUGCUAAAUAGUGCACAAAAUGUGACUGUCACAGUCGAGGACAACUCUGAGCUCGUUACCCCCUCCUCCAACUCGCCCGUGGAGGUCAAGGAGGAGGAGCUGAGCCCACAGCUGGUGGGCAACAUGAAUCCCCACCUGCUCAACAUCGUGAAGCUCGACAAGCCCGUUGAGUGCAAUCUCUGUCACCGUAAGUUCAAAAACAUACCCGCCCUCAAUGGGCACAUGCGCCUGCAUGGCGGCUACUACAAGAAGGAUCCGGAAACCAAGCGCAGCGAGAAGAAGGACUCCAGUGGUCCGCCCCUGCAGACGGCCAGCAUUGGAGUGCGCGCCCUCAUCGAGGAGAAGAUCAUCAGCAAGCGCAAGGACAUGACUAAGGGCUCCUUUGUGGUUCCGGCACCACCGCACAGCAGUGGCACCACCACCACCCUGCGUCGAUCGAUCAGCGACCUGGAGAGCUUCCUCAACCCGAAGACGAGCACCAGCAGUCACACCCAGACGAUGACCACCACUACGGGCACCACCACAGCGGUUCUCCCGGCGGCCACCACCAUCAAGAGCAGCAAUGGCCUCAGUAUCCAGCAGAUUGGCCUGCCGCAGAGCAUCGAGAUCUUCAGCGGCGGUCAGAAGCAGGCAAAGACGCUCAACCUGGGCAGUGGCACCAACACGAUCACGAUAACCACCAACAAUGUACCCACCACCACGACGAUGAGUGCUCUAACUGCGCUGAAGGCGGGUGGCACCAUCAGUGGCAUCUCUACCGCUACCAACACGGAUCCCAAGGACUCCACGCUCAUAGAGCUCCUGAAACGCGGCACUCGCAUUGCGGUCACUUCGAAAAAGAGCCAAUCCCAUGGGCACACAGGACCGAGUAUAAUGAUGACCUCCAGCGGAGCGGCUACAAAUGCAGUGGGUGCUAUCACCGAGUUGACCACCAUUGGUGGCGGUGGAGGAGUGCAGACAGUGGGCAGACAGAUCAUAACCAACAACAACCGCACCGUGAUCAUACCCUCCGAUGUCCAGGUGGUGUCCACCAAGAGCAAGCUGACCAGCUUGAGCAGUCUGGUCAAGAGCAAUAUGACCAGUGGUGGCACCUGCUCCUCGGGAAAUCUUUCGCUGGCCGAUGGCACGCCUCUCUCCCUGACAAUUGCGCCCAACCAGGAGGUCACCGGAGGUGGAGGCAACUCCAGCGGAUCGGGCAGUGUGAUCACGAGCGGGGGCGGUGGAGUCUACACGGUUACCUACACCAGUGAUGGCACCGAUCUCUUUGACGAUGCCGAGGUCUACAACGUUUCGGACACCGAGAUGCUGCUGCAGACGGUGGACUCCAUGGAGCUGCUCAACGAUGAGGAGAUCAAGAGCGAACAUUCCGAGGACUUUGCCCUGCUAAGCGAGGCCGGCGAUAGCGCGCACACCCAACUGGUGAAGCUGGAGCCGGAAAGUGGGCAGGCCAACUCCGGCUCGGGAAGCGUAUCCGGCGCCAACACCACGCCGUUGCCCACCUUCCAGCAAUUCCAUUCCAAGGAGCUGAUCAUGCAGAACAGUUCGCAGAUCCAGGCGAUAGCCAGCAUGCGUGGAGGUGGUGGUGGUGUCCUGGCCUCGCCGCUCCACUCGCCACUGGCCUAUCCCACUCCGCCAUCGAGCCACGAGAAUAUGGCCCAGAGUUCGCCGUUCAUCGAGGAUGCAGCUGCCCAGUUUGUGGAUGCCAGUAACACCUUCUUCGGCGACAAGACGGACUUCUCGCACAUCUACUUCAAAACGGAUGAGGGGGAGGCCACCAUUGAGCAGCUAAAUGAGCACGACAACGAGAAGAUCCUGAAGCUGAAGUCAGUGCUGGAGGAGAGCAGCUUCGAUCCCUCGAUCAAAGUGGAGGACCUGCUGAAUGGCACAGAUGAUGACACGGAGUGCGAUCUGCGGGAGUUUGCCGAGACUAAUCUGUCGUUUUUGGACGAGGAUCAGGAGUUCCUCAACGACUCGAGGAAUGCCACCUCUCCGCUCUCCGAAUCCUUCUUCACCAGCGGCAUUGGCUCCGCGGAGGAUGUGAAGCAGGUGUUGCGAGAAGUCCUGCCCGAUGAGAAUAUGCAACUGCAGUUGACCAGUGAGCAGCAGGGCGAGAACAUCAUCGAUCUCUACUAUCUGCCUGGCCUGGGCUUGCAGUCCCAGAUGAUGCCCAAUUCGGAGGACCCGCUGCUCUCCUCCUCACCCCGUGAGUUUGGCCAGCAAAGACAGCAGUUGGCCAUGCAGACCUCCAGCAUGCAACAGCCCAUGGAGCAGUCGCUUCUGGACAACAGCAACCUCUACCAGCAGCAGGAGCAGCAGCAACACGAGCAACAGCAGCAGCAACACACACAGCAGGAGCAGCCACCGCAACAGGAACAACAGCAGCAGCAACAGCAGCAACAGCAGCAGCAACAACAUCAACAGUUACUGCUGCCCCAGCAGCCACUCAAUCAAACGGAAUCCCUGCCGGCAGUGGGUCAGCAGCAGGGUGACUUCAUGCUGCCCCUGGUGGGUGGUCAUGGAUUCAGCCAAGUUACCAGCCAAACACAAUACAUUGACAACAGCCAGGGCGGCAUGGGGAUGCAGCCGCUCAACAGCCUGCUGCAACCACUGCUCUAUGGUGGGGUAACCACAUCCAAUGGCAAUGCCUCAGCCGGGGGCAACGAAUCUCUGCUCACCGCCGAUUGCCAAAUGAAUGCCAAUCAAGGCCAGAUCGAUACGGGCCUGAUGUUCGCCUGUGGCAACACGACAACCAUGGCCCACAAAUCCCUGGCGGCACUCGUGCCUAAUCCGCCGAGCGUGGCUAAUCUGCAGCCCUUGUCCAACCAAACCAAUUCCAUUCUGAAGCGCCGCCUGCGCUCCAAUGCGCCCCAGGAGACGCACAAGUUCUCCAAGUUCCACACUCUGUCCCCGCAUCGUUCCAAGCUGCGCAAGCCAUCACGGACCCACUAUACGCCCGCACCCAUCCUGAAUCCGGAUCGCAAGGGCACUGGGCUGUACUGCAAUGUGCGCAAGCAAAUGGGUCAGGGUCUGUUCGACGCCUUCGACGACGACUUCGGCGACUCGGUGGGCUUGGUGGACUUCUCGGAUGAGUCCAAGGUGAACUUGGGCUCCACCUACCAGGCGCAGAUACCCGGCUGUCGGCCGCUGGAGGAGGCUGCGCGUGACUCUCCGGGCGCCGAGAUGAUGUGGAACCCGGAGGUGCAGGAGGACGAAAAGAUCCUGAUGCGCUACAUUGAUCUCAGCAAGUCGUCGGCCGUGCCCAUGGGCAGUCAUUCCGAGGAGGUGGCGCUCCAAACGCUGCUUCGGGCCAAAGGAAACUCGGCGGCGGCUGUGCUCAGCCUACUCCAAACGCAGUCCGGCGCCUUCCAGAUGAAGUGGACCGCCUACGAGCUGGAGCAGUUCUUGCGGGGAUUGGAGAAGCAUGGCAAGGACUUUGGCAAGAUCGCCAGUGAGCUGCAGACAAAAUCCUCCGGCGAAUGUGUGCAGAUGUACUACUUUUGGAAGAAGCUGUGCGUGGACUACAAGGUGACGCACUUGAAGAUGGAGCCCGUGGUGGUGAUUGCACCCGCGGUGGAGAAGCCCUAUGUCUGCGAGAUCGCCGACUGUUCCGCGAGCUUCAGUUCGAAGGCGGCGCUGCACGGCCAUGUCCGCAUACACGCUUAUGGUCGCAAUGCCAGUAGCAACACCAGCAACAACAGCAGCAGCAGCAGCAACACCGGCACCAGCAGCAGCAUGCAACAUGCCGCUGCAAGCACUGGCAGCAGCGGCGGCAACAACAGCAGCAGCAGCAGCAGCUACGCCUGCGCAACACUGAGCAGCAGCAACAGCAGCAGCAACAUUGGCAGCAGCAAUGCCGCUGCAGCUGCAGCAGCGCACAGCAGCAACCUGGCUCAAAACGGCAGCAACUGCAGUGGGCAUGCGAAUGCAACAAUAGCAGCAUCUGCGCUUUCGACCACGCCCAAACUGGAGGCGGGCAUGGGCAAUACCACUAACAUACCCAUUGCCAAGGAGGGCGAGUUCCCCUGCAAGGUGUGCGGCAAAGUCUUCAAUAAGGUGAAGAGUCGCAGUGCGCACAUGAAGACGCACCGCGUCCAGGAGCCGGAUCAGAAGCACCAGCUGAACCACCAGGCGGGAGCUGGCCUGACCACCGUCGCCUCAUCAACCAUAACCGCACCAUCGUAGACACCGAACGACGAGGAAUGAACGACAUGGACAGGGAAUCCAUGGGGCGUAUAUUGGAAACAAACAAAAAUCGAUUGACAAUCGCAUUAAGCAA
Messenger RNA from Drosophila erecta, 6115 nucleotides. RefSeq names its product serine-rich adhesin for platelets. Gene Ontology annotation, cellular component: transcription regulator complex; histone deacetylase complex. Gene Ontology annotation, biological process: negative regulation of DNA-templated transcription; regulation of transcription by RNA polymerase II. The record is from RefSeq and is a predicted model, not a curated record. Bases 16 to 6021 code for a protein of 2001 amino acids. Lineage: Eukaryota; Metazoa; Arthropoda; Insecta; Diptera; Drosophilidae. Gene Ontology annotation, molecular function: ATP binding; transcription corepressor activity. The transcript has 9 exons.